UUCCAUUUCCAAAUAAUCACUUGAGUUGUCACUUGUCAGCAUUUGUCAGAUUAAGAUAUGUUUUUGUCAAAAUGGCGUUUAGCUUUCCAGCGUUCUCGUACAUUAUAGCCUUAAUUGUAGAUGCCUUUCUAAUAUUUUUCUCAAUAUUCCACGUGAUAGCGUUCGAUGAAUUGAAGACGGAUUAUAAAAAUCCUAUAGACCAGUGCAACAGUCUCAAUCCGUUGGUGUUGCCGGAGUACUUUCUGCAUUUAAUUAUAAACCUGCUGUUCCUACUGUCGGGAGAAUGGUUUUCACUGUUGAUAAACGUUCCACUGAUGAUAUAUCACAUUCUAAGAUACAAGAACAGGCCUGUCAUGUCCGGGCCGGGUCUUUAUGACCCCACAAGUAUUAUGAACUCGGAUGUGUUGACUAUCUGUCAGAGAGAAGGCUGGAUUAAACUAGCAUUUUACUUGCUUUCAUUCUUCUUAUAUCUUUAUGGAAUGAUUGUGGUAUUAAUAGCUGUUUGAUAACGAAGAGAAGGAAAAGAGCGUUUUAAAAUUCCAUUAAAUCAUUAUUUAUUGUUAGAGUCCCCUAAGGAAGGAAAGUUGUGUUCGAACAAGCGCUUGUUGUGUAGACAUGAAAAUGUCUAACUUGUGAAGUAUUUUGAUAAUAAAAUUUAAUUAAUUUUUA
Pararge aegeria (speckled wood butterfly) is the source of this 669-nucleotide messenger RNA. RefSeq names its product protein cornichon (gene cni). Bases 72 to 506 code for a protein of 144 amino acids. Gene Ontology annotation, biological process: endoplasmic reticulum to Golgi vesicle-mediated transport. The transcript is spliced from 4 exons. The record is from RefSeq and is a predicted model, not a curated record. Lineage: Eukaryota; Metazoa; Arthropoda; Insecta; Lepidoptera; Nymphalidae. Gene Ontology annotation, cellular component: endoplasmic reticulum membrane; COPII-coated ER to Golgi transport vesicle.